UGCCGCCGGGGCCUCCCGGUGCUGCGGCGCUGCUGCGGCGUGCCGGCCCCAGAGGAGCGCGCCGCACGCGGACCGGGCCGCCGCCGCCGUGCCCUCCUCUCCGCCGUGCGGGCACGCCUCCCCUCCGGCGCCACCGUCCGUCGUGCUGCCUACCCCGCGGGCGGGGCCCCCCAGUCCAGCAGGCACUGCCGGCGCCGAGCGUCGAGACGGGCUCCGGGACCAGCGCGCCGAGCCACCUGCGCCUGACCUGCAGGUAGUGCUGCACUCACUCGGUCCCCUGAAAAGAAUUCGGCAUGGGGAUUCUCCGAAGGAAAGCCACUGUUGGCUGGGCGGAGGAGAACACGCCCCCCACCGUGUUGGACUCGUCUUCCAAGCCGGAGACCAAGCGCCACCCCCGCAUCAGCAAGAAGGACCGGUCCAUCUCCACCGAGUCCAGCGUGUACCACACGGCGAUCACCGUCAAGGCCAGCUGGAACGAGUACUGCAACUCCACGGCCAUCCACGGCGUGCGCUACUUCGUGGAGGAGGGCAGGUCUCCGUUUGAAAGAGCAUUCUGGGUGCUGGCGCUGGGACUGUCGCUUGUCGGCUGCUUCUACCUCAUGGUGAAGGUGUACACGAAGUGGGAGGGCUCCCCCGUCAUCGUGUCCUUCGCGGAGACGGCCACGCCGAUCUGGAAUGUGCCCUUCCCCGCCGUGUCGGUGUGUCCAGAGACCAAGUCGCGCCAGACCAAGUUCAACUACACGGGCCUAUUCCACGACCACUUGGACUACAUGACCGCCAUGGCCGAGGCCGCGAAGAACGGCACGAACGAGACGGAAGUGGUGGACAUCAGUCCGGACGAUCAAGCCAAGCUCAAUACGAUCUCACUUAUCUGUGACCAACACGUGUUCACGCAAGGGAACACAACGAUAACACCAGACGAAUUGGAAUAUUUAAAAGAGGUGGCGCCACCGAUAGACGAGGUGCUGUUCGUGUGUAUGUGGGAGGGUCAGAUUAUGCCAAACUGUUCUGGGAGGAUGGGCGAACCGCUCUUCACCCCCUUCAUGUCGGACGAAGGGCUCUGCUACACCUUCAACAUGCUCAGCAACCAGGAGCUCUUCACCUCUCUCGCAGUGCAGUACAACGAGACGGAGAGCCGCAACUCGCUGGGUUGGAACCUGAAGGAAGGCUACCCGGAGAACGCGAGCCUCAACACGUUCCCGCGGCGCGCGCUGGGCCAGGGCGCCAAGUCGGGGCUGUCCAUCCUGCUGCGCGCCUACAAGCAGGACUGCGACUACCUGUGCCGCGGCCCAGUGCAGGGCUUCAAGGUCCUGCUGCACAACCCCGCCGAGGUGCCGCGCAUCAACCAGCAGUACUUCCGCGCGCCGCUCAACCAGGAGGUGGUGGUCGUCGUCAAGCCCUCCAUGAUGACGACCUCGGACGGCCUGAAGGACUACGAGCCCUCGCGGCGGCAGUGCUACCUCCCCACAGAGAGGCAGCUGCGCUACUUUAAGGUGUACACUCAGAAAAAUUGCGAGCUGGAGUGCUCGGCCAACUACACCAUGAAUAUGUGUAAUUGCACUGCGUUCUACAUGCCAAGAUCAUCGGGUAUUCCCAUAUGCGGUCCUGGUAGCAGUAACUGUGUGAAGGAGGCCUCAGAGAGCCUGGUUCUGCGCGAGAUCGAGCAGGAGCUGGGGAGGCAGAAGGGCAUCGUGUCGGAGGACGACUGCCACUGCAUGCCGGCCUGCACCUCCCUGGAGUACGACGCCCAGACCAGCCAGGCGGACUUUGAUUGGGAGAACGUGUUCCAAGCGUACCGGACGGCCACCAACGAACUGGGAGAGGGGCUUGCUCUAGCGCGCGUCUCGAUCUACUUCAAGGACACGCAGUUCAUCACCAGUCGCAGGAGUGAACUGUACGGCCAGACCGACUUCCUCGCCAACUGCGGCGGCCUGCUCGGUCUGUUCAGCGGGUUCAGUUUCAUCAGCCUGAUCGAGAUCCUGUACUACAUGACCAUCCGUCUGUGGUGCAACGUGCACCGCGCGAACCAGCGGCGCGCUAAGGCGCUGUCAGAGAUCACCGCCCUCGGCCAACUUGCCAUGGCGGGCUCCUUCGACGUGGAGAAGCAGCAGCCGCGGCCGUCCGCACCCGAGAUACCAAUCAAGUCCUAGGCUAGGAAACUUAAUGAACCGUUUCAACGUGUCAAUUAAGUAAUCAAUCGAAUUUCGUAAUUUAAUCGUUUAUUGUUGUCGGAAGGAUUACGAUGAAGCAAUAGAUUUUUAACAUCACUUUCUUUUUCCAUCCAUUAAGUCGCCGCGCCAAAUUAACUGAAGAACAUCACGCUCAUAUUCCGCUUGUUAUUUGUUUUCUGUUCCUCUGGAAUAAAGUAAAUCUUUCUCUC
This is a messenger RNA of Frankliniella occidentalis (western flower thrips), 2380 nucleotides long. Its product is annotated as pickpocket protein 28-like. Gene Ontology annotation, cellular component: membrane. The record is from RefSeq and is a predicted model, not a curated record. Gene Ontology annotation, molecular function: ligand-gated sodium channel activity. Gene Ontology annotation, biological process: sodium ion transmembrane transport. The transcript is spliced from 13 exons. Bases 294 to 2150 code for a protein of 618 amino acids. Lineage: Eukaryota; Metazoa; Arthropoda; Insecta; Thysanoptera; Thripidae.